Molecule: messenger RNA, 1891 nt
Organism: Gordionus sp. m RMFG-2023
Lineage: Eukaryota; Metazoa; Nematomorpha; Gordioida; Chordodea; Parachordodidae
Product: monocyte to macrophage differentiation factor-like
Exons: 6
Coding region: 84-785 (233 amino acids)
Cellular component (GO): membrane
Source: RefSeq, a predicted model, not a curated record
GAAACUAAAACUUAAAGAAGAAAAUAUUCUCAUCAUUCAUUGGCAAUCACUGCUGAUUCUUUUCAAAAUCUCUUUUUUCUUUUAUGAAUAAACGGAAAAAUUGUUAUCAUUAUCAGCCAAGUCCGUUAGAACAUAUAGCAAAUAUUAUCACACAUGCUUUGCCAGUCAUACCUAGCUUCUAUUGUUUUAACAAUUUGAAAGAAUUAACUAAUCAAGAUCUAACAAAACAAGAUUUGACCAAACAAGAAUUAAUAUUCAUAUCCUUAUAUGGAAUGUGUAUGAUUCUCACCUUUAUAAUUUCCUCAUUAUUCCACUAUUUUUCAUAUUUGGGAAACAACGAAAAAUUGAGAUCAAUAUUUCACUUAUGUGAUCGCACAAUCAUUUACAUUUUCAUAGCAGCUUCAUAUACCCCCUGGCUAAGUAUACCAGGUAGUGACACAUUUACACAUUUAAUGAUAUGGAGUAUAUGGAUAGCAGCCUUAUCUGGUGUCGCCGCCCAAUUUGUUGUAAAUGAAAGGCUCUUACAUGACUAUGAAAUAAUUUUGUACCUCAUGAUAGGCGUCAUUCCAGCAGUUAUAAUAGCCUAUUAUCACACAGACCACCCAGGAUUAUCCCAAUUUGUCAAAGGGGGCCUGGCUUACGUAUCCGGUAUAUUUUUCUUUCGAUCCGAUGGCUCUAUCCCUUUCGCUCAUGCCAUAUGGCAUUUAUUCGUGAUAGCCGGGGUAACGUUUCAUUACCAAGCCAUUUGUCAAUUGCUCUUGGCUCAUCUUGGAAAAACUUUCUAAUUUUUUUUUCCCCAGGGAUUCGAUAUUUAAUUUUUUUUUUAAAAAUAGUUCAAAAUCUUAGUAGAAACUUGCCAAAAAAAAUGUAUCCUAAAAAUUAUUUAUAAAUUAUUUAAAUAAAUUUUAUAUAAAAAUUUAUAAAAAAAAUUAUCUCAAUGUCAAAAUUUUUAAAUAUUGAUUCAGUUUAAUAUCUCGGGAAAAAUUAUCCAUAUAUUAUAUUUGUUAUUUAUGCAUGACGCUACUUUCAUUUUUUUUUCCUUCCCUCGUGCUUUACUAAAAAAUAAAUUGCUGAAUCCUUUUAUUUACCGCAAGAUUUGAAUGACUCAAAAUUUUUCAUUUUCUCCAAAUCAAACAAAAUUAGCCUUUUUUUACAUGGAUUGCAAAAACUAUAUUGGAAUUUUUUUUUUAAAAGCAGGAAAGUUUGCUAGAUAUAUAUAGGCCAUCGUCUAGGAAUAUAACUAUUGUUUUUAUAUAAUCCCUACCGCAAUUUUUUUUAAUGAUCGAAUUAUUAUAGUAUUAUGAUAAAUAAUCAACGUUAAUUUAUGAAGACACUUAAAAUAUAAUGAAUGUGUAAUUUGAAUGUACAUUUUGGUAAUUGAAUUUUAUUAGGAUCUUUUAUUAUUUCUAUAAUAAAUUUAAUAUUAUAUAAAAAUAGAAGCUAUUAUGUAGCGAUUGUGAUAAUCAUUUUUUACAAUUAGAACCUGCAAUGUAUGCGUUAAUUUUUUCUAACAAUUAUAUAGUCAUUCAAUUAUAAAAUAUAGAUUUUUAUUAUAUAUACCACGAUAUUACACAAUUCGAUUAAAAUGUGUAAAACAGCUCAAAAUAUCUCCUAAACGACACAUUAAGAUAUCGCUUUAUAUAAUAUAUUAUUUUCUCAUAUUUAUUUCAAUCAAUUCGUUUUCUUAUUAUUUACUUUUUAAUGUUAGGAAAUUAUUACUAUCAAUGAAAUUAUAAUCUUUUAUAAUGAUAAUUUUUAAAGUUUUUCAAAGAAUUUUCUGUUAUCUUCAAUUCUUAUUAUUUAUUCUUCAAUAAUGUUCCUAUAUUUUUUUCUAAUUAUUUUUUAUUUGUCUAUGAAUUAUGCAGAAUUCGAAUAAAAAUUUAAUGAUUUA